Molecule: messenger RNA, 754 nt
Organism: Acaromyces ingoldii
Lineage: Eukaryota; Fungi; Basidiomycota; Exobasidiomycetes; Exobasidiales; Cryptobasidiaceae
Exons: 2
Coding region: 52-603 (183 amino acids)
Source: RefSeq, a predicted model, not a curated record
CAUUCAUCAUCGACGACGACGACGACAGAGGAAACGCAACGCAAAGCAGCCAUGAGUGCCUCACAAUCGACGGCACCAGACUCGCCCAGCACGACGCCGGAAGCAGACAGGGACUCGGGCGGUGCGACGACGGUGCAUGCCAUUGCCAGCCCGUCGAAGAAGCGGGGCGUGGCGAGCAACGGCGUCGUAGCAGCAGCAGCAAGAGGAGCUGCUCCGGCGGGGGCAGACGAUAACGACAUCGUCGACGACGAUGAGGAAGAAGACGAGAACAUCGGGCCGGAGUCGAUGUCAUCGAGGCGCGACGAGGAUGUGUUUGAAGACGACGAGGUCAUCCCGUCUGAGGUGGUCGACAUGGACGACGACAGCGACGCCGUGAAUGCUUCGUCUGGCGCACAGGCGAGGUCAGGAGCUCUCGGCGGCGAGGAGGGUACCUUGGGAGGUGCAAGAGGACAGCCCACUCGAUCCUCGCUGUCGUCAUCGGCAAAGAACAGGGGUGGCGAGAUGGAGCGCAGGGGUGAAGAGAAGCUGCUCGACGAGCGAAUCCGCGAGCGCUACCAGCAAGAGCUGGGCGACAUCUUUGACACCCGCGUCGUGCCAGCCUGAAGCGCGCGAGAAAGAGGAAAGAAGACGAAAGAGUAGCUCCCUGUCCUGUCCAACUGUACCAUACACACACCAACGAGACUUGCAGACAUGACAUUGAUUGAUCAAAAGAAUACAUUGAAGAUCACUCAUCCUCCUCGUCUGACGAGCCGAG